UGAAUGGGAUUUGAAACGACGCUUAAGUACAUGUUGUGAAUGUCAUGGAAAUUCACAAGUUAUUUCUUUUGUUUACCAGCAGGGCGCGCCAUGACGCCACGUGAUAAGUCUCUCCCCGAGUGGGUGGACGACUUCCGGGUUGUUGUUUUGAUUUGAACCGAGGUUUCAACGGACGGGACGUGGAGGAACGUCUUCCCCUGACAUCAGAUGAGAUUAUCUAACGAUCCUAACCUUAGUUUCGAUCAUUGAUCCCUCAUACAGCAGGGCUCCAUUGUCCUCAGUGCUCACUGAUAUCUGUGUUCAUCACAUUUACAUCAGAAUAGAAGAAGCCCUCUAUAAUGCUAUUCCAACUCACCUCAGUGCUAAUAUCAGCCUGUCUGUAUUUACAGUUUCAUCUGAGACUUCCUGCCAUUUUCAAGUGCAAAAGAAACUUAAACACAAGACACAGGCAUAGUAAGGCCUCACUUGCUUUUAAGUACCCUGACCAUAUCAUAAGACCUCUCAUGGCCACGCCACAUCAACCAGACCGUGAAGAAGGCCAGGCAGCAAGGAACUUCUACAUCUGCACUAUUGAAAGCGUCAUGACUGGGAGCAUCACCACCUGGAUGGGUAGCUGCACUAAACAGUCACUUAUUGGCUCUGAAGAGAGUAGUCCGCUUGGCUGAGAGGACUAUAAGAACAGCACUUCCAGACAUGCAGGUCGAGAGCUCAGAGAAUCCUCGGUCAGCCCCACCACCCUGGACUUUCUCUCUUCUCCCUGUUACCAUCAGGACACCGGUUCCGCCUCUUGAGGACCAACACUGAGAGGAGGAGCUCAAGAACAGGAAGCAGCACCAUCAAUCUCACCACCAUUACGCCAGCCAUUCACAGAGGUGCACCAGCUAUGAAGACAGUGACAGGAGCCCGGAUGACAACCUCAGACACCGCUACCAUCCGAAUGUCCACGAUAUUCAUGGCAACCAUCAAUUCGACAGCCUUCCUCUGCACCACAAACACCAGUAUCGCCGGACGCAGAAUCACAAGCUGAUGUAUGAUCGUGAAAAGCAUGUGAGUCCAUGUCGGGCCUCUUCAUCCUCCCUCUCCUCGUCAUCUUCAUCAUCUUCGUUUUCCUCCUGGUACACGGAGACCAGUGCCAACGAGCCUUUCUCCGCUCGCAGUGCAGAUCGGCCGCAGCAUUCUCUGUCUUGUUCAAAUAUUGCAGAGGGGCGAAGAAUAUUUCGUGAUGAUGAGAGCCGCGAACCAAUAGUUUUUGCCACCAUCAAGCAUGGAAGCAACGCUUGUAGUGGAGAGAGCAAGCUACCGCGCGGCCGGCCGGUGUUGUCAACCCUGGAGCGGGGUCACAGCAGGAGUUUUGAGGGUUUGCAGGGCAAUGAUUGUUUUGAGCCAUCAGAAAAACCAGACUUCGGACCGCUUUAUAAGACGUCCAGCUUGAAUCGUAGUCUGGCUUUCAGUGAGGAGGACAUCAUGCUCGGAGCCUCACAAGGUCCCAAGAGAGCAGUGUCUUCUACGCUGCUUCCCAGCAAAGGUAUCCUCAAAAACAAAGCACCCAGUGGGGACGUCCGCAAGGCCAGGUCGAUGGAAGUCCUCUCACCAAGAGUCGCCAAAGAGCAAACUGACAGUGUAGAAAACAAACAGGCUGAGAUUGAACAGGCGCGAGAACAUUUCCUGCAGGGCAAAUUGAGAUUCUCUGCAUUUCUGGAUGAGAUCACAAAACAGGUCAUUAGCCCAUCUAAUCUUACGAUGUUGGGUGUCAAUAGUCCAACAUCUGCCCCGGCUCCAACAUCCGCCCCUGUCAAACCUCAGCUCCCUGUGAAAAAGAGCUCAAGAAACAAGGACAAAAACCCUCAGCAAAGCAAUGCGGAUCAAUGGCCUGGCAGCAGAGCUCAGAAGAAGACCAACACUUUGGACUCUGAUAAACUGGUCUGCUACGCAGCCAGGAACCACCAAGGCAGCCCCCCGCCUCAGCACUACUCUAGCAGCAGAAGUGCUCAACAUGGGAAAACUCGCAGAGAGAAGAGGCCGUCACCCCUGGGCAGCAGCAUGUCAGGGGACAGGCACGGCAGGUUCGGCCCUCACCUCACUGACGGGACCAGCACCAGCCCUGAAACCAUCCAGCCCAAGCACUGCUCCCUAAACACGCCGCACACGUCUGCCCCGCUCCAUCAGGGUCCACAGGGCCAUGCCAGCCUGAGCCAGCAGGGCUCCGGCACGUCCUCUCCUUUCUCUUCUGAAGGUGCUGGGAUUGGAUUUGGUUCUGAAUCGUCAUCGGUUAAAUCUGAUUCAUCCAGGGCCAAAGAUAAGACCAGCAAAGGAACCAGCACAGACCCCCACCUGCGUGCUGAGGCCUCCAAACUACAUGGGGAUACAGUGAAUGAGAUCAACCAUCUACAGGCUCUGCAGGAGGAGAACGCUGAUCUCCAGCAGAACCUGCUUCAGACGGUGGUUUGCAUCGAGAGUCUAGAGACGGAGCUGCAGAGGACCAGAGAUGAGCUCAGCAGUGUCAAGGAGAAAUAUAAAAGCCUGCUGGAGACUCACACUGGUACCAGACAGGCCAACAACAUCCUGGGGGAGCAUCUGCAUAUAGCGUCCGAGAGUCUGAACAACGAGAGGCGGUUUCUCCUGAACCAGGUGUCCCAGCUGAGUUCAGAGCUGGAGGACGCGCACAAGACCAUCGCGGCGCUGGAGAACAUAAAUGUGCCCUGUUUAAUUAAAGAGCUGCUGGAGAAGCACUGGAACACCACAGAGACCAUGCAGAAGUUCAUGGCGAUGAACGACGGUGGCACUGCUGCGCAUGCACCCACAGUGAACGGGGAAGUCCACAAAUGCGUGUCCAAAUCUGACGUGGGCCCUCAGAGGCCAACUGCCUUCAUGCCAUUCAGACAAGCACUGCCCACCCAAAGUGAAGAGAGUGAGCCCACUUACAACACCGACAUGAGCGAUGCCAUCUAUGAGAAUAUCGCAGCCAGACCGCAGCCCGUCUGCCCCAGCAAGUACACCGAGUCCUCCAGAAAUCCCACGCAGGUGUUUGGAGACCACCCUCAGCAGACUGGCGAGGAGGACAUUAAAGUCUCUCUGUUGGAGGAGGACGUAGUGCCUUUGACCUCGGUGUCAGCGCAGCACAUCCUGGAUGAGUUCAUGCAGCAGCUGCAAGGCCACCAGGCGGCUGGUGGGAUGACGGAGUGGGCAGGAAAAGCAGCAGACAGACAGCUUCAUCCCUCACAGUAUGAGUCUAUAUAGUGCUGCAAAAGCGUGUGCAGUUGUCAAAACACUGGUGUAAAUAUACAACAAGUCAGAAUGAGUCGAUGAUCUAUUCGUUCAUGACGUGGUCUGUGGGUAGAAAUUCAAUAAUAUGAUUAGCUGUGUUGCAUCUAUAUGCAUUUUAUUGUGAUAAAAUUAGUUUUACAGUAGUUGAUGUUAUGUGUUCAUUCAAAAAUUGGUUGCAGAAUUUUUGCAAAACUACUGAGAAUUGCUGAAAGUGAUUGUAUAUUUAGUGAUCUGAUCCCAAUUAUACAUAAGAAUUAGCACUAUAUAAAUGUGUCUUAAACCUAUCCAUCCAUUAAGUCAUAAUGAAUGAAAUGGAAUUAUACAUUGCAUUAUAAAUGAACAAAAAUCUGCAUUUUCCUGCUAAGUAAAAAGUAACGUUUUAAAUGUUGAGGUUCAUUAGAAUGUGGUAGAAGCCAAUAAAAUUAGGUGUUUCACCUUUCCCCCUUGAAUAGAUGAAACAGCAUGAUAAGCUUGA
Molecule: messenger RNA, 3739 nt
Organism: Synchiropus splendidus (mandarinfish)
Lineage: Eukaryota; Metazoa; Chordata; Actinopteri; Syngnathiformes; Callionymidae
Exons: 8
Coding region: 1027-3237 (736 amino acids)
Source: RefSeq, a predicted model, not a curated record